This is a messenger RNA of Salvia hispanica, 602 nucleotides long. RefSeq names its product nudix hydrolase 1-like. Gene Ontology annotation, cellular component: cytosol. Gene Ontology annotation, molecular function: 8-oxo-7,8-dihydrodeoxyguanosine triphosphate pyrophosphatase activity. Gene Ontology annotation, biological process: dGTP catabolic process. Lineage: Eukaryota; Viridiplantae; Streptophyta; Magnoliopsida; Lamiales; Lamiaceae. The record is from RefSeq and is a predicted model, not a curated record.
AGAAAACGACAUAGGUGUGAAGGAGGCAGUUUGAUAUCAGAUGCUCUGCUCCACCUAUCAAGAACCGGUUGUUGGGAAAGGCAAAUAGAUUUUGAAGACGAAUCCAAAGGUCGCAACGGAGAAGCCAAUGGAGGCGAGGCCUAAAGUGGCGGUGGUGGUAUUUUUGCUUAGAGACAAAAAGGUGCUUUUAGGGCGGCGCCGCGACACCUUCGCUCUUCCCGGCGGCCACCUCGAGUUCGGGGAGAGCUUCGAGGAAUGUGCGGCGAGAGAGGUGAAGGAGGAGACGGGGCUACACAUACAAAAUAUCGAAUUCCUGACUGCGACCAGCAACGUCGCGAUAAUGAUGCGUGCGGUUCUGGCCGAUCCGGAUCAGAUCCCGCAGAAUCUGGAGCCGGAGAAGUGCGAGGGCUGGGAUUGGUACGAUUGGAACGAUCUGCCGCGGCCGCUGGAAGCCAUGGCUAGCGCCGGAUUUGAUCCCUUUUCCCGCCUUUUUUAGCUCAUUGGAAUUGGAAUUCAAUAUUUUCUUUACUGUGCUCAAUCAAGGUCCAUUUGCCGGACUCCAAUUUCCAAUUUAUUAGUAGUACCAAUCUUUUGCUGCGUUA